Molecule: messenger RNA, 2172 nt
Organism: Cordyceps militaris CM01
Lineage: Eukaryota; Fungi; Ascomycota; Sordariomycetes; Hypocreales; Cordycipitaceae
Product: short-chain dehydrogenase, putative
Exons: 5
Coding region: 1-2172 (723 amino acids)
Biological process (GO): triglyceride catabolic process; phosphatidic acid biosynthetic process
Cellular component (GO): endoplasmic reticulum; lipid droplet
Molecular function (GO): triacylglycerol lipase activity; acylglycerone-phosphate reductase (NADP+) activity
Source: RefSeq, a predicted model, not a curated record
AUGGGCUUCCCUACCAACGAGUACAACAAUGAUGGCUGGAAAUUAUAUACAACGUCGCUAGUCAUGGUGAUUAGCGCUGGUAUCUUUGUCAUUUUGCGAUGCUCAACACGGCUGUGGUUUGCAAAGCUCGGCUGGGAUGAUGCAGCAAUUGUAGCUUCCUUGUGCUUCUCAAUCGUGGUUUCGGUGGCCAUACAACUGGCAAUAUCACACGGAUACGGCAUGCACAAGACGGACUUGUCCCAGGAUGAGUUACACAUGGCUUUGAAGCUCUUCUUCAUAGCUCAGACGCCAUACAAGGUCACUGUCUGUCUCAACAAAGUGGCGACCGUCUUGUUUUAUUUGCGAUUAUUUUCGUCCCGACAGUUUCAAGUUGCAGCAUUUACCACACUGGCCAUCAUCAUAGCAGCGAGCAUAGGGUCAAUAUGCGCUACCAUCUUCCAAUGCGUCCCUAUCGCGGGCGCCUGGGAUCACUCCAUCGAAGCGCGGUGCAUCCACUCUGGUCAAUUCUGGGUAGCAUAUGCGGUCAUGAACAUUCUGACGGACAUCAUGGUGAUCGUUUUACCAAUUCCGAUGAUACGAAAGUUGAAAUGCGACAAACGCGACAAGGCUAUGCUGUAUGGUCUGUUUCUUCUGGGAGGCUUCGUAACAUUAACUUCGAUUCUCCGAACGACAUCGGUCCAAAACUCGUUACAGAAUCGAAUGGAUAUUACCUUUAGCUUCAUUACUCGCGGCAUCUGGACGCUGGUUGAGGCAAAUCUGGGCAUCAUCAUUCCAUGCCUGGUCGUGUUAAAGCAACCUCUGGGGAUUUUAUUACCGGGAUUUUUCGGUCCGUCAAAAGCACAUGCCGCAUUUCAAAGGCGACGCGGCGAUCUCGAGAAGGCCUAUGCCCUCUCUACUCUCUCCAGCGGCCCGAGUGAUGGCCUGUGGCAAGGCUCAAACCUGGCGCAGCAAAGCGUCAUCAUCAGUGGACCUGGAGCGCGGGCCGGCCGACGCAGUGAUGAGAAGCACAUUAUUUCUGAUGCAUCCAGAGACAGCGACGGCGAGUUUGACGGCAGGACGCCUGUGGUGAUGCAGGGCAUCUCUAAAACUGUGGAAGUGGUGCGGACAUCCGUUCACCAGGAUCGAGAGUACCACCAUACGAGCGGGUUCUCCUGUUCUUUGACGCAUGAGUGCAAGCAAAAAAUACGUCCUUAUUACCGGGUAAGCCGCGGCGUCCAGGGCUUAGCUGGAUCUGGUGCUGAUGAUAUGCGACAAAGGUGUUCGCCGGGCGGCAUUGGCCACGCGAUUGCCACUGAAUUCCAGAGAAAUGGUGAGCCCAUCACCAGCCACUGCUGCACGCGAUGCGAUUCUCACGUCUAUUUGGCAGGAUAUCAUGUCAUUGGUACAGCGCGCAGAACCGAAGUCCUUCAAGAGUUGCGCUCGACGGGCAUGACCGUGGUCGCCCUCGACGUCUGCGACAAGGCCAGUAUCGACAAGUGCAAACAAGAGGUCGCGCAGCUGACCGGCGGCACGCUCGACAUUCUUGUGAAUAACGCCGGUGUCAACCACACAAUUCCGGCCACCGACAUUGAGAUUGACGACGUCAAGAGGACGUUUGACGCCAACGUCUUUGGGCCGAUGCUCAUGUGUCAGGCCUUUGUGCCGCUCUUGAUCCCCGCCCGCGGCCUCAUCAUCAACAUCUCCUCGGUGUCGUCCGUCACGCCGUACCUGUUCGCGUCCGUGUACUGCGCGACCAAGGCCGCGCUCGACGGCUACUCGCGCACCCUGCGCCUCGAGCUGAAGCCCUUCAACGUGCGCGUCAUGGUGGCCAUGACAGGCACCGUCAAGUCCAACAUCACCUCCCACUUUGUGCGCGAGCUGCCGAGCGCAUCGCUCUACCAGCCAGUCAGGGACAUGUACGAGGACCGCAUCCAGUUCAGCCAGCGAAACUCGCCCAUGCCCGCCGACGCCUACGCCAAGAAGCUGGUCGCCGCGGCGCUCAAGGGCGAGGGCUGGCUCGGGGGCUUGUUUGGCAGGUCGCCGGAUUGGUUCUGGGCCGGCGGGCUUGCGAAUGUUGCCUGGUUUGGCCAGACGUUCUUCCCGCGCAGGGUCGCCGAGUUCAUAGCGGCGAUCACUUUCAAGACUUCCAAGAUGGCCUUUAGGAUUGCAGAGGCUAGGGCCAAGAGGGUAUAA